AUGGAGGUGGAAACUCAGACUCAGACGCUCCCGACCUUCGACAAGCCUCCAUUCUCUUCUUUCUCUCUCAGCGACCUCGGUUCUCGCAACUUCCGGGGCUCCGAAAUGCCCGCCGUUGACCCCAAAUGCGACGCCUCAUUCAACGAAGUGGUUCCGUUGACUAACGGCGGGAUGAUGGCGAGUGAGACUGACGCGCCGACGGGCGGGUGGUCCGUGUCGACGGCCGCUGUGAAGGUUCAGAAGGUGUACCGGAGUUACCGCACCCGGCGUAGGUUAGCUGACACCGCCGUCGUGGCGGAAGAGUACUGGUGGCAAGCGAUAGACUCUUGGAGAUUGAAUCGCACCACGAUUUCAUUCUUUGAUAACAAUACGACUGAAUCUGCGACUUCAAAGUGGAACCGUGUCGGCAAGAAUGCUUCCAAGGUGGGCAAGGGACUCUCCAAAGACGCCAAAGCACAGAAAUUGGCUUUUCAGCAUUGGAUUGAAGCUAUUGAUCCAAGGCAUAGGUAUGGGCAUAGCUUGCAUUUCUAUUAUGAAGAGUGGGAUAAAGCGGAUGCUGGUCAGCCAUUUUUUUACUGGUUGGAUGUAGGAGAUGGAAAAGAGCUUGAUCUCAAAGAAUGUAGCAGAUCAAAGCUUCGACAACAGUGCAUCAAAUAUCUUGGACCUCAAGAGAGGGUGCAUUAUGAAUAUGAUGUUGCUGAAGGGCUAAUUGUUCAUUCACAAACUCGAGAGCUUCUUGAUACAAAGGACGGAUCGCCAGGAGCUAAGUGGAUAUUUGUUAUGAGCACCUCUAAGAAACUGUAUGCCGGUGAGAAAAAGAAAGGGGUUUUCCAUCAUUCUAGCUUCUUGGCUGGAGGAGCAACAAUAGCUGCUGGAAGGCUUGAGGCAGAGCAUGGAGUUUUGAAGUCCAUCUCUGCAUAUAGUGGUCAUUACCGGCCAACAGAUGACAGGCUUGAUACCUUAUUAUCCUUUUUCAAGGAAAAAGGAGUGAACCUUGAUGAAGUUCAGAUACGCAAGCCAAGUGACGAAUCUGAUGGCUAUGAUGAAGGGAAGUAUAAUGGUGGGACUACAUUUAAACUGUCAACCAACAUUGAAGCUCCUAAACCUGAAGUUCCAGCAGAAGUGGAGACGGAGAAAUCCCAGUCCCCAGAAUCCACUGAACUUCUCCAAACAGAAGCGAAACCUGAUUACAAAAGGACUUUAUCUGGUGGUCUGCAUAGUCCAAGAGCUGAGGUGCCUAAGAAUAAGAUAUUGCAGAGGAUCAACUCCAGGAACUCAUCAGCGAAAUCAUACCAACUCGGGCACCAGCUAUCGCUCAAGUGGUCAACAGGAGCUGGCCCGAGAAUCGGUUGUGUUGCUGAUUACCCAGUAGAGCUGAGAAUGCAGGCCCUGGAGUUUGUUAACUCUCCAAGGUCUCCCCCCACACCAUCCUACUACAGGAGGUUCCCUGGUCUCCCAUCGCCAACGUUGAAUUCCACCUCAGACGUCAAUAAUGGCGAUAAGACCUCUGGUGAUUAA
Molecule: messenger RNA, 1518 nt
Organism: Prunus armeniaca (apricot)
Lineage: Eukaryota; Viridiplantae; Streptophyta; Magnoliopsida; Rosales; Rosaceae
Source: the annotation of a GenBank genome assembly